GGGCUGUGCUCCCCCCUCCCGCAUGCUGGGCACGGUCGCCCCCCGUUCGCUCCGUGUUUGCAAGGGCGCGCGUGUGCGUGCGGCGGGCGGGCUCUGCGGUGCCUCUCUGGAUCAGUCUCGUUAUUAAUUAUUGUUAUUAAUAGGCUGAUGCACCUGGCGGGGCUGCCCGGGCCGUGGGGAGGGGGCCGGGGGCUCCGGCGCCGGUCGCUCCCGGCGUGGCGGGACUUUUCCUGCACUUACUCGGUUUCGGGUGAUGCAAACGCCCCGCACCGCCCCGGGGGGGGCGCAGCCGCGGUGCUUGGGCUUGCGGGGGGCGUGGGGGCCCGCGGGGGUCGGGACCGCGCGUGGGGGCCGCACGGCGCAAGGUGCGUGGGCCGGUGUGAGGGCCCAGGCCGGGCCCGGCUUAAGGAUGGGGAAGCACAUGUCGGUGCAAAGUUGCAUUGCUGGGGCUCAGCCCCCCCGCAGGCGCUCCCGCCGCGCAGCCGUGCGGCCCCGCACCCCCAGCCCCCUCGGCCGCGGUGAUGCCACCCAGGGCGGGCUCCCCCCGGGGUUUUAUUGCUCCCCGCAGGACAGGGGCUGCACAAAGCGUGUGAUGGUGCCCUUCCUCCCGCUUUUCUUUCUCCCCCACCUCCCUCCUUCCUUUCUUUUAUCACUUCCUUUUAUUAUGCAUGCCCAGGAAGGAACGGGGGGUGGACUUUCUUGAAUACGAGGCCUGGGGGGGGCUUCAAAGCAGCCCCGCGGAGGGCUUGUCCUAACGAGGAGCCGCGCACCUCCCUGCCCGCCCUGCACCCGCCGAACAGGCUCUGCAACUUCUGCACCGCUCCCCCCGCCGGGAGGAGCGGUCGCGCUCCCUCUCCAGCCGCGAUCGGCCGAGAUUUCCUGGGCGUGAAGGGUGGUUCUUUUUCCUAGAUCUGAGCCGCCGCCUGUCUCCCUGCUUCUCCUGGGCUGGUUUAUUUAAUCUAAGAGACGAUGAGCGAAUCCGGCGCCAAAUCCAGCCAGGCCCUGGCCUCCAAGGGGGAAAAGGACGCGUCGCAGAAGAGGGGUCGGGGGCGGCCGCGGAAGAAGCCGCAGCAGGAGCCCAGCGAGGCCCCGACCCCCAAGAGACCCCGCGGACGGCCAAAGGGCAGUAAGAACAAGGCCACCCCGAAAGUCAGGAAAGCCACAGUCACACCGGGGAGGAAACCUCGAGGCCGACCCAAAAAAUCGCAGCAGGACGAGGAGGUGAACAUUUCCCAGGAGUCAUCCGAGGAGGAGCAGUGAACCCCGACCGGCGCUACCUCAUCGCCCGCUGUCCCGCGGCCCCGGGGACAGGGACGGGCGCAAACCCACCCCUGGCUUCUUCCUCCCCCCGCUCCCUCCUCACCCUCAGACAAUGGCAGCACUGGAAACAACCCCUGCAGCCCCCUGGGACACCCACCCAGCUCCCCCCUCUCACUGGAUUGUGGGGCAUCCCCACUGGCAAAGGGGGGUCCUGGCAGGGAGCAGGGGCCGGGACCCCCCCACUUCUGUUGCCCCCUCAGUGCAGAGCUCUCACCCACCCCAGGCAGGAGCUGCUGCCCCCCAGCUUUGCCCCAGGGCCUCUGCAGAGGGGUCAGCGAGGAGAGACCCCAAACACAUUAGACCUUUGCUCUGGGCUGCUGCAGCCCCGCGUCCCGUCCCCGGCCCGGGGAGCGGCUCCCGCAGUGACACGGGGCUCAGCGUCCGCCCGGGGGGGCCGGUGCAGGGCGGACCUUUCCUCAUGGCUUCUGCUAUAUAUAUAUAUCUAUUUUUUUUAGUACUUUUUUUUUUCCUCCUUUCAUUCACAACUACCUCUGGAUAUUUAAGUUCCGCUGUGAGCGCUGUGCCGGCUGCCGGGGCACCGCUGGCUCUGCGUGUCCUUUGCGGGUGCCGCUGGCUCCUUUCUCGGGUGUCGCUGGGGGCCGUAGGGGAUUUUUUUUCUUCCCCUUUUUUUGGGCUUAAUUUUGUUUUUAAUUGUUGUUUGAAGGUGUAGGUUUCUCUGCUGCUCCAAGGGAUGGCGGCUGGCAGGGCGUGGGGUGGGGACCAGGGGUGCUCCCCCUGCCGUGCCGCCCCCACAACAGCUGCGGCAGGACCGGAGGUUGGUGCCGAGCGGCCCCGGUGGGAGAAAGUUGGGGUUUGGGUUUGGUUUUUUUUGUCCACUGUUUAACAACCUUCUGGUUUCCUAUUUGCAGUUACUUGAAUUAAACAUUUUACGGAUG
Molecule: messenger RNA, 2216 nt
Organism: Columba livia (rock pigeon)
Lineage: Eukaryota; Metazoa; Chordata; Aves; Columbiformes; Columbidae
Gene: HMGA1
Product: high mobility group AT-hook 1
Exons: 5
Coding region: 970-1260 (96 amino acids)
Biological process (GO): regulation of DNA-templated transcription
Cellular component (GO): chromatin; nucleus
Molecular function (GO): DNA binding; transcription coregulator activity
Source: RefSeq, a predicted model, not a curated record